This is a messenger RNA of Papilio polytes (common Mormon), 856 nucleotides long. RefSeq names its product polycomb group RING finger protein 3 (gene l(3)73Ah). Bases 109 to 786 code for a protein of 225 amino acids. The transcript is spliced from 5 exons. Gene Ontology annotation, biological process: regulation of transcription by RNA polymerase II. The record is from RefSeq and is a predicted model, not a curated record. NCBI's taxonomy places the organism in Eukaryota, Metazoa, Arthropoda, Insecta, Lepidoptera, Papilionidae. Gene Ontology annotation, cellular component: PRC1 complex.
UGGCAUUUUGGUGGCAUUGUCAUCUAAAAGCAGUUUUAGUUCUAGUUUUUUGUUUUUCCUUAUUUUUAAGUUAAUAACUCAUAAUGUUAGCAAAUUAAUAAAAUUAGGAUGACAAUGGAAAGGAGGAUUAAGUUGAAAACACUCAAUAGUCACAUUACAUGUAAAAUUUGCCGUGGAUACUUCAUCGACGCGACUACGGUUACCGAGUGUCUUCAUACGUUCUGCAAGAGUUGCCUGGUGAAGCACUUGGAAGAGAACAAUACGUGUCCAACAUGCAACAUUGUGAUCCACCAGUCCCAUCCCCUGCAGUACAUAAGCUUUGAUAGGACCAUGCAGGACAUUGUUUAUAAAUUAGUGCCCGAUUUACAGGACAAUGAAAUAAAACGCGAGAGAGAUUUCUACAGAGCGAAAGGUCUACCAUGUCCUAAGGAUGCAGCGCUCGCAGCAGACAAACCUGGUGCUGGUGACGAGCCAGAACAACCUGAUAACACUGACUGUCAUAGGAAGGAUGAACAGGUGAAUGUUUGCUUGGAGUGCAUCUCAACAUCUUUACGCACAUUGAAGCGCAGCUUUAUUAGAUGUUCAGCACAAGCAACUAUAACACAUCUAAAGAAGUUUAUAGCCAAGAAAGUGUUAAGCGGCAUGGAGAAGUAUAGAGAAAUAGACAUCUUAUGUAAUGAUGAGUUGCUCGGUAAAGACCAUACACUGAAGUUCGUGUAUGUGACGCGUUGGCGGUUCCGAGACCCGCCGCUGCGGCUGCAGUACAGACCUAAGAUAGACUUGUAGAUUACUUACUAUGUGUUGUAAUGCGAUUUUGAUUAUAUUACUAGCUGUUGCAUGUGACUUUGUCCUCUUG